ACAAACUCCGUAGUUGCAGCCAACUCAACGUUGGUGCUUCGGUCAUGCACUUUCGCACUCUUAGCUUCUUUGGUUAGUUUCUACGUGCAAUCCUCCUCCACCAACAACAAUAUGAAGAUCCAGUCAAUGAUUUCCUCCGACCACCUUCAUCCUCCACCAUCUCCUCCUUUUCCUUCUCCGAUCUCAACACCACCGAGGAGCACAACAUUGGGUCGCCGUUGCCGUAAAUGUAGAAAAUCGCGCCAGUUUUGUGUUCAUUAAGGACUUCAGGAUCGACAACAAUGACUCUACAAUUUAGGAGAUCAGGAUCGCUUUCUGAAAUCUUGAAGGCCAACUUGAUUUUUUUCAUGAAAAAUGAAGAUUGAAACAAAUAAUCAAGAGCUAUGUCAAGAGUUGGAAGUACCAUUUUUAGCAAUUAAGAGAUUAUGUGAUGGUUGCUACGUUAGUGUCUUUUUUGUGAUUUGAGUUCUUAAUAGAUUGCUUAAUGCCUA
Messenger RNA from Rubroshorea leprosula, 491 nucleotides. The record is from the annotation of a GenBank genome assembly. Lineage: Eukaryota; Viridiplantae; Streptophyta; Magnoliopsida; Malvales; Dipterocarpaceae.